UUUUUUUUUUUUUGGCGGAGAUAAAAGUAAUCAGCAAUGUCAGAAGGCCUUGUGCAAUUGCAGAGGAAAGUCGAAUCCUAUUCUUGUCUUCUUGUUCUGACACGUUUUAAGUUUCCCCUCCCUAAUUGACAACACGCCCUUACCAACGGGCCGGUCAAGUCAUCUUGAACACCAUCAUCACGAGUAUCUGGAAGUACAUUCUUUUCUCCUUGUCAUCAAACGCUCUUUCUCUCAUCACUCUUCAUCACCUCCCACGCCCUUCUCCUUGUUUCUUUAUUCAUCCGGGCGAGUCUUCUCUUGUUCUACCACACCUUUAUUUCUUAACGCGACCUGAUCCACCACCGUCGAGAUGACCGACAACCUGCGCGACAUCCCAGAGUUCAUCGAGCGGGAAUUGGGCGAGUCCCUCCAGGCCAGAACAGAUGCCCUGAGCACCUUCAAGGAACUGGGUGCACCCGACCUCUGCCAUAUCAUCAAGGUCAAUGUCAAGCCUAAUGUCAAGGAGACCAGCUCCUAUCACUACGUCUCCGGUAUUGAUGCCUCGUCCUCGGCUAGCCUUGCUGCAUACCUGAACUCGCUGACAUAUGCCAUUGACGAGUCGCAUGCAUGGUUCUCCAAGGGUGUACAAUGGCGCAUCCGUUCCGGGGUCUACUGCUGUUACAAUGCAUUCUCUCGCGUCGAUGUUCGCGUAGAGGUCAAGAUCCCAGGAGGUGUCGAGAGUUAUGCUGUCAACAUCAGAGGCGAAAGACAAGAGGCAACAGCGGCGAUCUGGCAAGAGACGUACGUGACAGCCAUGCUACGGUCAGUUCUGUACUCAGAUGAUGUCAACUAUCGUAUUCCUGGAUUCCGCAAGCUGGACCCCAUCCCUGACGUGGAUGCGGAGAACCGGUUCUUUGAGGCAGCAGAGCAGUUGUUCUUCAAGGGCUGGCUCCUCGGCAGCAGCCCUGAGAUCCAGGUGCCGACCAUCGUCAACAACCACCUCACCGCUGCAAUCAUGAAGUACUGCCAGGAGAGUUUCCGGUAUGAUCUUGGGGUCAAAUUCUUUGAGCGCUUGUUCAAACGCGAACCCGAGGUUGCCUCCUUACUGGCACAGUCCUACAUUGGAACUGAUGAGGAGCUCAAAGCCAUCAAUGUUUUGUACCAGGCACUGAAGCAGUUCCCACAGAGCUAUGCCUUACUGCACGUGCAGGCGGACUUUUUGAGAGGCAAAGGAAAACUGGAGAUGGCACUUCGUCUUGCUAAGCAGGCUGUCAACUGCGCGCCUUCUGAAUUCAUCACCUGGGCCAAGCUGACUGAGGUCUACAUUGAUCUGGGCGACUAUGAAAGUGCCCUGCUGACCCUCAACUCGUGCCCAAUGUUCACAUUCAAUGAGAGGGACUUGCAGAGGAUGCCAAAGCCAGCCAAAGCCCAUCUUCCCAUUCGCAAUGACAUUGACCUGUCUUUGAUUGACGAUGAAACGGGCCGCGAGCAUGAGGCUGACCCUGCAUUGCUGCGUCUUCCUGCGCCAUCAUUGCGUGGAACAUUUGCCAGCGCCUACAACCUUUUAACUCGCUUGGUGUCGAAGAUCGGCUGGGACGAACUCUUGCGAUGCCGCUCACUUGUCUUCGUCAUGGAGGAAGAAUACCGCAUGCAAAAGGAGGCUGAGGAAAACAUUCGCAAGGGUAGUCAGGCCAGGUCGAAGAGCCAUGAUGAGGGCGUCCCCGAAGUCGUGCCUGCAAGAGAUCAGCUUUUGUCGCCCAAUGGAACGCCUAUCCCGAUCAUUAAGAUCUCUACUGAAUCUGAACGUGAGCGCGAGCGCGAGCAGGAGGAGGCUGAGGAAGAGGAGAGAGUCAAGGCCGUGGAGGAGGCAGCUGCAAAGGCGGUAGAUGAGAAUCCGGAUCAGUCGAUGGAAGACAUCAAGUUGGACGACCUCUCGUUGAGCAGUGAUAAGGAUCAGGAGGAGGGAGAUCAAAACGAGAAGAAGACAAACGACGAAGUGACAGAGGCGGAGAAAGAGGCGGAAGCUGGAACUGAAGCAGUGGCCGAGAUUUCAGAGGAGUCAGCUGAGGAGGAAGUCCAAGAUACUCCGAUCAAAGGAAAGCAGAUCGAGAAGCCCAGUGUGGCUGCCGCGUCGGAUGAAGAGGAGAACGAGGAUGAUGAGGUCGAGCUGUCGUUCUCGUUCAGCAACAAGCGUCUUUGCGAUCGCUGGCUGGACAAUCUCUUUAUGGUGCUGUAUGAGGACUUGCGCCAAUACACGAUCUGGCGUGCAGAGGUGCAACACUUCCGGUCCGUGCAGGCGCCGUACCGCAAGUCAGGCACAGACUGGGAGAUCUAUGGAGAUUUGGCAACGCGUCUGCACCAUCGCGAGGAAGCUAAAGAUGCGUACCAACGCUGUGCGGAGCAAAAAUUCUCGGCAAAGGCACUGGUGCGACUCUUGGAGAUUUACGCCGAGGAGGGGCAGCUACUGAAGGCGAUGGAGGCCUCGAUCAAACUAUGUGUGUACCAGGAGCGUUGGUAUCACGAAACGAUUUUCCCCACGGCAAUCGCAUACAAUCUGAACAAGCUGAUCCAGUCUGAAGGCCUGGCGAAGGUGCAGAACACGCUGAUUGCGCUGAACACAUCUCCGGCGGUGUUCAAACUUAUGUCGAGAUUCCUUGCACGCGCAAAGACAUUUGAUGUCCCUGGAUCGAGCGCAUAAAGAACAGUUCUCUUCGUGCACGGAGUAGAUGAUUGGACAUAAAUAUAUUCUUAAAAGAAACAGCAAAAAUGUGGAUAUGCGAUCAUUCAAGUCAAACAAGAUUGUUGUUGUCGAAAGGUCCU
This is a messenger RNA of Gamsiella multidivaricata, 2799 nucleotides long. Its product is annotated as Chs5p-Arf1p-binding proteins-domain-containing protein. Gene Ontology annotation, cellular component: exomer complex. The coding region runs from base 350 to 2677 and encodes 775 amino acids. The transcript has 10 exons. NCBI's taxonomy places the organism in Eukaryota, Fungi, Mortierellomycota, Mortierellomycetes, Mortierellales, Mortierellaceae. The record is from RefSeq and is a predicted model, not a curated record. Gene Ontology annotation, biological process: Golgi to plasma membrane transport. Gene Ontology annotation, molecular function: protein binding.